CAGGAACCCGGAAGGGUGGGGAUAGUGCAAGGAACAGCUGUAAGUUCGGCGUCAUUUUACAGUUAAAUUAUUAUAGCUCAGUUUGAAAUUCAGGAAGUGACAUUGGAUUUCUCACAUCCUCUAUCUGAGAACUGAAGGAGGAAUAAAAUGUACUUUCGGUCUGACUGUCAUUGGUAGCCCGAGGUCCGAACAACUGCGAGUGCACAGUGAAUGGGAAGAGGCGAAUCGUCUUUGCAAUAUAUAUAUAUAAAACGGGUCAAAAUCCAGGUGUAAAGGGAGAAAUUCCUGGUCCUAAUGAAAACUUGAUACUGGAACUGGCGUAGGAAUCGAUCGAAUAUGUCCUUGUGACCAGCUUCCGGUCUUUAAUCAGCAUUCCUGGCAAGGAAGCCCAGAAGCAUGGUAUAUUGGUGAGACCAUACAGAUGCUACGGCAAGGAUGAAUGGACAUUGCACAACAAUUGCCAAAGGGGAUGAGCCCUCCCAGUCAAGGAACACUUCAACGGUCAAGGACAUUCAGCCUGUGAUCUUCAGUUUAAAGUCAGACAUUCCAAGGAGUUUACAAUGAUGGCCAUGCAACCACGGAGGAUUCGCUUGAAACCAUGGCUUUUGGCACAGGUGGACAGUGGACAAUAUCCUGGGCUUCAGUGGCUGGAUGACCAAAGAAAGCAUUUUCAGAUCCCAUGGCGGCAUGCUACCAGACAUAUCCCCACCCAGGAUGAUGAAAACACAAUUUUCAAGGCUUGGGCAGUGGAGACAGGCAAAUACCAUCAAGGAGUUGAUGGGCCAGAUCCAGCAAAAUGGAAAGCAAACCUCCGCUGUGCCCUCAACAAGAGCCGGGAGUUUAAACUGAUUUAUGAUGGCACUAAGGAGACCCCCAUGCAGCCAUAUAAGAUCUACCAAGUGUGUGACCUUCAGCAGUCCAAUGGAGGAAAUGUCACUCCAGAGACUAUUGACUAUGAAGUGGAUGAUGAGGAAGAGCAACAGCUCCAAGUUUUGUUUCCAUCAAUGACCUUGGAAGAUAAUGCUAGCCUACCACCGUACCCAGCGCAGACUUGGUCGAAACAGGAAAUUACAGUGCCUGAUUCCUGCAUGAAUGGAAGACUUGCUAACCCGACACUCCCGCAAGGGGACCUUUCCCAUGCAAAUCUAGAUCACAGUGAACUCUCUCAGCCCAACCUUACUCAUGGAGGCCUCAUUCAACCGAAUGUCCCUCCAGUCACUCAAGAAACUUUUAAUCCACUCCCACCACAGCAAGUGGACCAGUUCCCCUCAAUGACCACAUCUGAAAUGUUUAUCAACUCUCUGCCGUUGACUGACCUGGAUGUGAAGUUCCAAUACCGGGGCAAACAGAUGGGAUCGUUGAUCACUGUCAGCAACCCUCAUGGCUGCCGUCUGUACUAUGGCGACCUAGGCCCUAUCCCAGACCAAGUGGAGCUCUUUGGACCCAUUACCUUGGAACAGGUCCGUUUCCCCAGCACGGACCAGGUCUCUCAUGAGAAGCAGCGAUACUACACCAAUCACUUGCUGGAUGUCAUGGACCGGGGUCUCAUCCUGGAGAUCCAUGGGCAGGAUAUUUAUGCUAUCCGCCUGUGCCAGUGUAAGGUGUACUGGUCUGGGCCCUGCGCUAUUGGAGCACCAGGACCCAAUCCCCUUGAGAGGGAGAAGAAGAUCAAACUCUUCAGUUUGGAAAACUUCCUCAGUGGUGAGUUGGUUCAUUUUUUAAAAAUUUGUUUAUUUUCUUUUGUUUUGUCUGUUUGAAACAAGGUCAGGGAUGUAAAGUGGGAAAGGAAUACUUCCCAUUUUGGGUGCUCAGUAUCUACAUAAACCUUUCCCAGCUCGGGUAUAAUGUGAUUAAAUACAAUGUAAAGGUCACUGUCAUUCAUUCAAAUAACUUGCUUUAGCCCCAAUCUCAAAAGAAUGUUCUCAAACAGAACAAGGAAUACAGCACCUCUAAUAACAUCAGGAUAUCUCGGACGGCUUUACAGCCAAUAAAGUUGUUAUCUUAAAAUGUAGUCACUAUCAUAAUAAAGAAAACACUACAACCAAAUUGAUCAUAGCAAGGUCACACGAACAGCAAUAUGACAUUAACAAGAUUUUGGUGACUGUGGUGGUUGAGAGAUAAGCAUUGGCCAGAUACUGGAGAUUAGUGCCAUGGGAUGUACUUUUUAUUUUCAUCUGGACGGAUCAGCAGACAGAUUUAAUACUUUUUUGAAAAGGUGGCAAUAACGUGCAUUUAUAUAGUACCUUUAACAUAAAAAAAUCCCACAGUAUGCCAUAGAUGAGAAUUCUAGAUCUAAAGGCAAGGCAGCCUAAUGCAUAUCCAUUAACGGUGGAGCAAAGGAAACUGGUGAAGAGUAGAAAUCUAGGAGGAUUUUAGGGCUGGAGGAAUUUACAGAGAUAGGAUGUAGCAAUGUCAUGGAAAGAUUUGAAAACUGGGAUGGAAGUUUCAAAGUUAAGUUGCUCCUUCAUAUAUGCAUGGGAGUGCCUGCACAGAUUUUGUGAUCAAGAUUUUAGAUUAGGACUUAAACCCAUAACCUUCUGACAAUGAAAUAUAUGGUCCCCAAGGAUCUGGCCAUUGUGCUGCAACAACUUUUUAUCAAUGUUGUUUAUCAUAAACGACAUUGUACAUGAUUAUGCUAAGGAUAAGCUAUGUUUCCUCUUCCUCCUUCUCCUCCUCUUGAAUUGUCUUAUGAGCUACCUGCAGCCUUCAGCAUGGUUGGUCAUGUCAUCUUCUUCCAAAUCUCUCAUCCAGAUCCAUUCUUAUUUUCCUAAUCAUAGCCAGAGUGUCAUUUGCAAUGGUUUCUCUUCUUGUUCCUACAUCUUUACCUCUGGCAUCUCCCAAGGAUCUAUCUUGCAAUCAGUCCAGCAACACCUCUGCACCUGCUGACCUACAUUACCUUCUGUUUAAGCAGCAUUUGGAUUUUAACAUUUUCAACUUUUUUUUUUCAGUGGUUCCUUCCAGGCCCUCCAGGAUAGCUACAUCAGUUUCUUUAGCAUCCUCUAUUUUAAUUGCUACAUGAUUGGCAGCUGCAAGUUCAACUUCCUAGGUCAUAGCGCCGGAAUUCCCUCCCUAAACCUCUCUACCUCUCUUACCUCCUUUAAGACAAUCUCUUUAACCAUGUUUGUGACUCUCUUACUCCAAUAUCGCCUUACAGGGUUCAAUGUCAAAUUCUGUUUUACAGUAGUCCUAUGAAGUGUCUUGGAGUGGAUUAUU
This is a messenger RNA of Rhincodon typus (whale shark), 3213 nucleotides long. RefSeq names its product interferon regulatory factor 6-like. Lineage: Eukaryota; Metazoa; Chordata; Chondrichthyes; Orectolobiformes; Rhincodontidae. Gene Ontology annotation, cellular component: nucleus. The record is from RefSeq and is a predicted model, not a curated record. Gene Ontology annotation, molecular function: protein binding; DNA-binding transcription factor activity, RNA polymerase II-specific; RNA polymerase II cis-regulatory region sequence-specific DNA binding. The coding region runs from base 561 to 1757 and encodes 398 amino acids. Gene Ontology annotation, biological process: immune system process; regulation of transcription by RNA polymerase II. The transcript is spliced from 8 exons.